This is a messenger RNA of Sphenostylis stenocarpa, 852 nucleotides long. The record is from the annotation of a GenBank genome assembly. Lineage: Eukaryota; Viridiplantae; Streptophyta; Magnoliopsida; Fabales; Fabaceae.
AUGAAGAAGUUAAGGGUGGAGAAGAAGAAUUUAGGGAAGGAGAAGAAGUUAAGGAUGGUUGGGGAUGGGGAAGAAGUGAAGGAAGGAGAAGAAGUUAGGGAAGAAGAAAAAGAUAUGGAUAGAAAAGAAGUCAAGGAUAAAGAAGAAGCUAUGGAUGGGAAAGAAGUUAAGGAGGAAGAGAUGAUUAUUAUGGAUGGAGAAGAAGUCAAGGAAGGAGAAGAAGUCAUGGACGGAGAAGAUGUUAUGGAAGGUGAAGAUGGUUUGGAUGAAGAAGAAGUUAAGGAAGGAGAAGAAGUUAGGGAAAGAGAGGAAGUUAAAGAAGGAGAAGAAGUUAAGGAUGGAGAAGAAGUUUGGGAUAGAGAAGAAGAAGUUUGGAAUGGAAAAAAAUUCAAGUAUGGAGAAGAAAUCAAGGAGGAAGAAGAAGUUAAGGAAGGAGAAGAAGUUCUGGAUGGAGAUGGAGAGGAAAUUUGGGAUGUAGAUGAAGAAGUUAAGGAAGGAGAAGAAGAUGUUAAGGAUGGAGAAGAAGAAUUGAGGGAAGGAGAAGAAGUUACGGCUGGUUUGGGAUGGGAAGAAGUGAAGGAUGGAGAAGAAGUUACGGAAGAAGAAGAAGCUUUGGAUGGAGAAGAAGUGAAGGAUAAAGAAGAAACUAUGGAUGGGGAAGAAGUUAAUAAGGGAGAGAUGAUUCUUAUGGAUGGAGAAGAAGUCAAGGAAGGAGAAGAAGUCAUGGACAGAGAAGAUGUUAUGGAAGGUGAAGAUGGUUUGGAUGGAGAAGAAGUUAAGGAAGGAGAAGAAGUUAGGGAAAGAGGGGAAGUUAAAGAAGGAGAAGAAGUUAAGGAUGGAGAAGAAGUUUGA